Molecule: messenger RNA, 1080 nt
Organism: Malus domestica (apple)
Lineage: Eukaryota; Viridiplantae; Streptophyta; Magnoliopsida; Rosales; Rosaceae
Source: RefSeq, a predicted model, not a curated record
AUGUUGAAUGAAAGAGAGAAAGGAAAGUUCCCGAGCCAAUCUGAGCAAAAUCCAAGAGGGAUGGAGCAUUGCAAAGUAAUACGGACAUUGAGAAGUGGCAAGAGCUAUGAAAACAGAGAAGUGGUGCACCAUGAAGCCGAAGUGGAAGAAGAAGAGUUUACUGAAAGUGCACCGUUAGCUGCAAAGUCUCGGUCAGAGGCUAUUUCUGCAGCAGGUAUUCCAAAUCCUAGUGCAAGUGACAAAGUGCAAUCUCGACCUAACUUUAAUGCAAAUAAGGAAAAAGGCCUUGGUAGUUUAUUUGCACCUUCUGACAAGCCACCAUACAAGCCACCUUUGCCAUUUCCACAACGACAGCAACAACGUUCCAAGGAUCAACAAUGCAUUGAAUUCAUGAAGACGUUGGGUAAGGUUCAAAUUAAUUUGCCUCUAUUAGAUGCUAUUAAACAAAUCCCAUCAUAUGCCAAAUUUCUGAAGGAGCUAUGUUCUAAAAAGAAAAAGUUCUUGGAAUACGAGAAGGUGAUUUUAACUGAGCAAUGCAGUGUUGUCCUCUUACAUAAGCUACCACCCAUGAAGAAAGAUCCGGGGAGUUUCACUAUCUCUUGUGAAGGAGAACUCAAGCCCACAUUUGUGAGUCUUGAAUUGGCAGCAGAUAGGUCUGUGACCUAUCUUUUGGGUAUUCUGGAAGAUGUGAUUAUUAAAGUGGAUAAAUUAUAUCUCCCAGAUGAUUUCAUUGAACUUGACAUGGAGGAAGACAAGGAAGUGCCUCUCAUUUUAGGCCGACCGUUCAUGGCCACCGCCCGAACACUUAUUGAUGUGGAAGCAGGUACUUUAACCUUAAGAGUGCAAGGAGAGUCAGUUGUAUUCAAACUCUUUGAAGCUGUCAAGCGUCCUCUCGAACUUGAAGAGUGUUUUCGUGUUGAUGUUUUGGAUGGGAUUGUGCAUGCAAACUUUGCCUCACGAUCAUCUAACGAUGAGCUGUUAACUUGCCUCACCAACCAUGAUGCUACUUUAUCUAUGGAAGAAAAUGUGGUGGAUGUCAUUGCUGCAUUGGAUAGUGCACCAAUUCAUAAUCCGAAGUGA